Molecule: messenger RNA, 378 nt
Organism: Blumeria graminis f. sp. triticale
Lineage: Eukaryota; Fungi; Ascomycota; Leotiomycetes; Helotiales; Erysiphaceae
Source: the annotation of a GenBank genome assembly
AUGGCAAUAUUUUCAAGAUCACCCGCAGCUCUACGAGUAGCGCGAACCCUCACCACCCCAUACGCUCGACCGACUAACAGCCAAGUCCCGACUACUCGCAGCUUCUCUGGCUGCACGGAACUUCGGGGGGCGGAUCACUCGCAUGAAUCUCAGUAUGAUCCGCCCAGUGGAUGGCUCUUUGGCGUGAAGCCCGGUGAGAAGCGCAAGAAAGAGGACUGGGAAGAUAUUUGGGUCUAUGGAUUUUUUGGAAGCUUGGCUUUUGGUGUCAUUGGCUAUGCCUUUCAGCCGGAUACUUCGAUACAAACCUGGGCUCUCGAAGAGGCACGUCGAAGAUUAGAGGCAGAGGGGAUCCUUAAAGAGCCUGAAGACAAAUUGUAG